Leptosomus discolor (cuckoo roller) is the source of this 2773-nucleotide messenger RNA. Lineage: Eukaryota; Metazoa; Chordata; Aves; Leptosomiformes; Leptosomidae. The record is from RefSeq and is a predicted model, not a curated record.
AGAUACUGGGAGGAGCAUAAAAGACUGCUGGGAUAGCCCAGAUGCCCCUGCACUUUCCACUUGCAGCAAUGCAGAUAUAUUUCGCCGAAUAAAUGCAAUGUUGGACAACUCCUUGGAUUUCAGUGGAGUCUGCACCACACCUGUCACAAAAAACAAACGUGACAUCCUGCCAGACUUCCAGGACUCUGAAGAAGCAGUGGCAAGCAGGAUGCUUUUCCCCACGUCCACGCAAGAGUCUUCCCGUGGCCUCCCAGACACCAACGAUCUGUGCCUUGGCCUGCAGUCCCUCAACCUGACAGGGUGGGACAGACCCUGGAGCACCCAGGACUCUGAUGCUGCAGCACAAACCAGCACACAGUCCGUUCUCAGCAUGCUGAGUAACCCUAUCGGGAACGUCCUGGGGAAGCCCUCGCUGGGUUUUCUGCCUCUAGACCCAAUUGGUUCGGAUCUGUCAGAAAAGUUUUCUGCACCGACGCUGAGAAACUCCCGCCUGGACUCCCGCUCCCUCCUGGACUCCCGCUCCAGCAGCCCCUCGGACUCAGACACCAGUGGGUUCAGCUCUGGCUCUGACCACCUCUCAGACUUGAUCUCAAGCCUCCGCAUCUCCCCUCCUCUGCCCUUCUUGCCCCUCAGUGGGGUGUCAAGAGAUCCCCUAAAGAUGGGAGUGGGGUCCCGGCUGGAUCAAGAUCAAGCUGCCCUGGCUGCAGCGUCUUCCUCCCCAGCCAGUGCAUCAAAAAGGUGGCCUGGAGCAUCUGCGUGGCCUUCCUGGGAUCUCCUGGACUCUCCAGAAGACCCCUUCAGUAUCGAAAGAGAAGCCAGGCUUCAUAGGCAAGCAGCAGCUGUGAAUGAAGCAACCUGCACCUGGAGUGGGCAGCUGCCUCCCCGAAACUACAAGAACCCUGUCUACUCCUGCAAAGUGUUCCUGGGAGGAGUCCCGUGGGACAUUACAGAAGCUGGACUGAUCAACACCUUCCGUGUGUUUGGCUCACUGAGUGUGGAGUGGCCUGGUAAGGAUGGCAAACACCCACGCUGCCCUCCCAAAGGUAAUAUGCCUAAAGGAUAUGUCUACCUGGUGUUUGAAUCUGAGAAAUCUGUGCGUGCUCUGCUCCAGGCAUGCUCCCAGGACCUGUUGAGCCCUGAUGGGCUCAGCGAGUACUACUUCAAGAUGUCCAGCCGCAGGAUGCGCUGCAAAGAGGUGCAGGUGAUCCCAUGGGUACUGGCAGACAGCAACUUCGUGCGCAGUCCCUCGCAGCGGCUUGAUCCCAGCAAGACUGUGUUCGUGGGGGCUCUGCAUGGGAUGCUGAACGCGGAGGCCCUGGCAGCUGUCAUGUACGACCUGUUUGGAGGGGUGGUCUACGCUGGCAUCGACACGGACAAGCACAAGUACCCCAUCGGGUCUGGCCGUGUCACCUUUAACAACCAGCGCAGCUAUCUGAAGGCAGUGACCGCUGCGUUUGUGGAAAUCAAAACUACCAAGUUUACUAAAAAGGUUCAGAUAGACCCGUACCUGGAGGACUCCAUGUGCCAAGUCUGCAAUGCCCAGCCUGGCCCUUUCUUCUGCAGAGACCAGAUCUGCUUCAAGUACUUCUGUCGCUCCUGCUGGCACUGGCAGCACUCCAUGGAGGUCCUGCGUCACCACCGCCCGCUGAUGCGCAACCAGAAGAACAGAGACUCCAGCUAAAGCGGCCGCCGAGGCUCGGGGGCUGCCGCAGGCGCAGGAGAAAGUCCUUUUGUGAACCUGCCAAGUGGAGAGCGCACGAGCGUGCCUGCUGGUGCCAGACCCAGGCUGGGAACGUGCUUCCUGAGGACUAACGGGGAAAAAAAAAAAUCUUACAUUCACGUUUGCACUUGCUGGUCUUUUUGUUUCUGCACUAAUGCACAGUGAAUUUUGUCGGGUUUUGUUAGGGGUUUUUUGAGGGGGGGGAGCGCCCCUCAAGCGAUUCUGCAGUUCCCAGACUUUGGUUCCUAGUUUGCUGACGAGAAGCAAAAAAAAAAAAGGGCCACGUGUUGAGAAGGUGUUUAUGCAGAUGCCUUCACCUAGGUUUUUUAUUUAUUAAAGGCGCUUUUUUACAUUCCUUGCAAUACUGAUGGUAAUAAUGCAGGUCUCAUUGGCUCCAUUUUUUUGCAGUUGCCAUACAGUGCCUUUCCAUUCAUUUAACCCCCAUCUGAACGGCAUAAAAAACUGAAUGUUCAGCUGGCGUUUUUUACUGUAACAACAAGGAGACUUUGCUCUUCAUUUAAACCAAAUCAUAUUUCAUAUUUUACGCUCGAGGGUUUUUACCAGUUCCUUUUUACACUCUUAAACAGUUUUUAAGUCGUUUGAAACGAGAGAUUUUUUUCUUUCCUGGCAGCUUUUAACAUUAUUGCAAUUUGUGUCUGGGGGCUGCUGGUGGAAAGUUGUAAAUCGAGGGGUUUGCAACAGAACAGGACGGGCUUUUUUUGGAUUUGAAACUGGACCGGAUAAAUGAUCUCUGAGCUGCUGUAUAUAGUUUUAAAUAGUUUGUUGCACUUUUUUAAGUUGCACUUAAGGGGGGUUGAUAGAGGUUUUUAAUCACACAAAGUCACAGGACUUAACUUUUCUUUUGUAACUAGCUAAAAAAGGGCUGCAUUUCGGUGGACAGAUGAAGGUUCAUAGGAGCCCUUUCUCUUAGAGGGGACAAGUACUUUUCCUUUCCUUUCCAAAAUGUAUGGAGUAAUGGUGCAGUCGACUGAAAUGCUGCUGCUGGGAUUUGAGAACUUUAAUUUUUUUUUUUUACUUUCCCCUCUAUUGGAA